CUUAUAUAUAUAUCUUAUAUUUUGUGUUAUUAAUUCAAUUUGAAAAUUUAAUAUAACGUAAUGAUAUUUGUAUGAAAGGCUGACAGUAUUGAUUAAAAAGGAGAUAUACAAGCUUCUGGAAAAGUCUGCAGCAUUGUUGAAAAUGUUUAUAUUCUUCUAUAUUUUUGAAAUGUGAGGACAAAUGUAAGGACAAGAACGCAUGUAUUCAGAAAUCAAAUAUGAUUUAUUGAAGAAAUAAAAUGAAAUUAAUUUUUAAUAACAAGCGUUUUCAUUGUAACGAUGCUGUCGAUUUUACAUUAGUUUGCCAUCUAUCGGUAAAAGUAAAUACUAGCAAUCUAGAUACCUUCAUUGGGUACAACAGAAAUUUACAAUCACGUGACUACGAACGUUGAAAAUGUGACGCCAUUUGCAAAUGACAUAUGUCGCGUUCAAACGGUCUGUGUAAUUUUUUAUCUUUUUUCGUGAAAUAAUGCAGUCUUUUUGUGGGAAAAUAUAUUCCAAUCAAUUAACGAGUGAAUAGAAUUUAAUAGUUCUUUUGUAGGAACGCAGAUUGUUAUCAAGAACGUAAGAAAGACGAAAUUAUUAAUAAAUUCUGAUUGAAACGUGCGUACGAAGGAUAUUGUUUGGUUGGUAGUGUUCGAUGCACGAAGAAAAGGACGAGAUUUAUUAUUUACAAGGAAGCGGAAUGCUCGCGGAAUGUUUGCCGAAUGUUUCGAGCACGGUUGGAAUCGACGAUCGAUGCCUCGUCCAUUUACGCCGGCUUAAGGGGAGGGCCACCGGCGUUGCGAGAGACCGUCGCCGUUUUCGAGGCAACCACUUCCGGUAUUUAGAGUGCUUGCGGUUGAAAACCAUCAACCGGAUUUCAAAAACCGUGCAAAAUUCCCCGACAACAAUGGAAAGAACAACGUCCAUCGUCCCGAUGAAACAACGGAAACGAAAAUAGUUUCGACGACAACCAGCUGAUGCACGCGUUUCGCCGUCACGUUGGCGGUUGGCUUGCGUCGACUCAUUCCGCCGAGGCGUUAACGUAUGGCCACGGUGUCACCUUGGUAAGUAUAAUACAGGUUAUUCAUGCCUCCUUGGCGUCGCUGAAUCGACGGUGUGUCGCACGCGCGAGAACUUGGCACACGCACACGGACACGGACACGGACACACCGU
Molecule: messenger RNA, 1158 nt
Organism: Frieseomelitta varia
Lineage: Eukaryota; Metazoa; Arthropoda; Insecta; Hymenoptera; Apidae
Exons: 6
Coding region: 641-943 (100 amino acids)
Source: RefSeq, a predicted model, not a curated record